AGUCGCAUGUAAUCAAAUUAACUGCGCCCCAACGGCGCUAGCUGUAUACUCCGAAGCUUGUCUGAAGGGAUAUAUCGGUCGAUCGGGCCGGGCAGCUAGUGCAUGCAUGGUUGCCGCGCUUGCAUAUGGCGAUCAGGCACUGUCGUCCCCGUUCUUUGGUGUUCUCCUUCCAGCUACUUCUGUCGGCCCUGGCUCUGGUUGGGCACCACCACCAGCUGAGCCUCCUGGUGGUGGCUAUCACGCAGGUCCGGGUCGGCGUAAUCCUGGACUUGACGUCGCCGGUAGGGCACAAGCGGCGGACCGGUAUUCAGAUGGCGGCGGAGGACUACUACGCGGCGCACCCCGGUUCAGCCACCAACGUGGAGCUCCAUUUUAGGGACUCCGAGGGGGACGUUCUCCGCGCCGCCUCCGCUGUGGUGGACCUGAUCAAGAACGUGCAGGUGCAGGCCAUCAUCGGGCCACCGUCCUCAGCCGAGGCCGAGUUUGUGUCCCACAUCGGCGACCGUGCCCACGUCCCGAUCCUCUCCUACUCCGCCACCUCUCCAUCUCUGUCCGCGGAGCAGACGCCUUUCUUCGUGCGCGCCGCGGCCAACGACUCCUUCCAGGCGGCGCCCGUGGCCGCCAUCCUCGGCGCGUUCAAAUGGCGUGCGGCGGCCAUCCUGUACGAGGACUCGCCCUACGGGGCCGGCAUCCUCCCGGCGCUCGCCGACGCGCUCCAGGGCGUCGGCGCCAAGACCAUGGACCGCACGGCCGUGCCCAGCGACGCCACCGACGACCGCGUCGAUGCGGUGCUCUACCGCCUCAUGGCCAUGCCGACGCGCGUCUUCGUCGUGCACAUGUUGUACCCUCUCGCCGCGCGGCUCUUCCGCCGGGCUAAGAAGGCUGGCAUGAUGUCCCAGGACUACGUCUGGGUUGCCACGGACGGGGUUGGCAGCUUCAUGGACAGGUUCAGUCCUGAGGAUGUCGACGCCAUGCAGGGGGUUGUCAGCCUUCAACCUUACGUGCAGACGACUGAUGCCGUCAAGAAUUUCACGGCGCGGUUCAAGGCCAGGACACGGCGGGAGAACCCGAGCGAUGUGGACGUCGUUGACUCGACCCUGAUGAGGCUCUGGGCGUACGACACGAUAUGGGCGAUCGCGUCGGCGGUCGAGGAGGCGGCCCGUGUCCCCAGCAGCCCGGCGUUCCAGACACCACAAGGGAGCACGGCCCUGACAGAUUUGGACAACCUAGGCGUUUCGGCCACCGGAACAACACUUCUCAAGGCAGUGCUGGCCACGACGUUCGACGGGAUAGCAGGCAAGUUCAAGCUGGUAGACGGACAGCUGCAGCUGUCGGCAUACGAGGUUGUGAACAUUAUCGGGAAAGGGGCCAGGACGGUUGGGUUCUGGACGCCAGAGUCUGGGAUCUCGCAAGAACUGAUGAUCAGUGCCAAACAGGGUCUGAAACAGAUUCUCUGGCCAGGCGAGCCACGGUCCACCCCGAAAGGAUGGACCGUGUCGCCAAACGCGCCAAUGCUCCGUGUUGCCGUGCCGAUGAAGGGCGGGUUCAAGCAGUUUGUGGACAUCUCCGAGAACUCGACGACCGGAGAGAUGAAGAUCACGGGCUACGCCAUUGAUGUGUUCGACGAGGUCAUGAAGAAUCUGGCCUAUCCUGUGAGCUACCGGUAUGUGCCAACUGAUGCUAGCGAGUCUUACGACAAAUUUGUGGACGUGGUGCGUGAUCAGGAAGCCGAUAUCAUUGUCGGGGACGUAACGAUCACGGCGAGCAGGAUGGCUAAGGCGGACUUCACCAUGCCGUUCACUGAGUCGGGGUGGUCCAUGGUCGUGGCAGUGCAGAAGGACACAUCUUCCACCAUGUGGGUCUUUGUGCAUCCGCUGAGCACGAGCCUCUGGCUCGCCAGCCUAGCCUUCUUCUGCUUCACCGGCUUCGUGGUGUGGGUGAUCGAGCACCGGAUCAAUCCCGAGUUCCGAGGCACGCCCUGGCAGCAGUUCGGCCUCAUAUUCUACUUCGCCUUCUCCACCCUCGUCUUCUCACACAAGGAGAAGCUGGAGAGUAACCUGUCGAGGUUCGUGGUGACCAUAUGGGUGUUUGUCGUCCUGAUCCUGACGUCGAGCUACACGGCGAGCCUGACGUCGAUGCUGACCGUCCAGAAGCUCCAGCCGACGGUGACCGACGUGAGGGAACUCCAGAGACGUGGCCAUCACAUCGGGUAUCAGAAGGGCAGCUUCAUCAGAUCAUCUCUCCAAAAGAUGGGUUUUGACGAGGGCAAGAUGAAGACGUACAACUCGGAGGACGAGUACGCCGACGCGCUGUCCAAAGGUUCGGCGAACGGCGGGGUCACGGCGAUUUUCGACGAGAUCCCCUAUCUGAAGCUCUUCUUGUCGCAGUACUGCGACGGCUACAUGAUGGUCGGCCCCGUCUACAAGACCGACGGCCUCGCAUUUGUGUUCCCCAUGGAUUCUCCGAUGACAGGGGAUGUGUCGCGGGGGAUAUUGGCGUUGGCGGAAGGGGAGAAGCUGUCCAGUAUUGAGAAGGCGUAUUUCGGCCAGCCAGACGCGUGCCUGAGCCAAAGCAGCACCAUCGGCUCAUCCAACCUGAGCUUCCAGAACUUCGGCGGGUUGUUCCUCAUAACCGGCAUUGCCUCUGGACUCAUGCUCAUUUUCUACCUAGCCACCUUCGCCUACCGCGAGCGCGACGGGCUCCGGGCAGCGGAGCCUGCCGCCGCCGGCUCCGGGAGCGUGUCGCUGCGGAGGCUGCGCGCGUGUCUGCAUCACUACGACAAGAAAGACCUCCGGUCCCCCACUUUCAAGACGUGGAACGAUGAGUCCCAGAGGAAUGGCGACGGCUCGGGCUCGGCGAACCGGACGCCUAGAUGGAGCCCGAGGAAUGGCGGGACGAGUCCGCUCAGUGUGUCGAUCCCCUCAGAGGUGAACGCCGGUUCUUCACCGGAGGAAACGCCAACGUCAGAGAUUGAUGACUCGUUCGAGUAUGGGGUUGAGGGGGCAGCCACAGGUGCAGAGAUGACAACGUCAACAACCUCUCGAGAAAACUAGAUUAAAAUGUCCGUCUUACGUCUUACCCUUCCUUGCAGUUGCAGGCCAGUCGCUGAUUGUAAAUUGGCAAUAAUUUUGCUCCUUCUAUCCAUUAAUGUAUAAGGCAAUCCUUUUUUGGGAGUAUAAGGCAUUAAGACUCCA
Brachypodium distachyon (stiff brome) is the source of this 3194-nucleotide messenger RNA. RefSeq names its product glutamate receptor 2.9. Lineage: Eukaryota; Viridiplantae; Streptophyta; Magnoliopsida; Poales; Poaceae. Gene Ontology annotation, molecular function: glutamate-gated receptor activity. Bases 126 to 3053 code for a protein of 975 amino acids. The transcript has 5 exons. Gene Ontology annotation, cellular component: plasma membrane. The record is from RefSeq and is a predicted model, not a curated record.